GAUAACAAUUCCCUUUUGUUAGUUGGACAUUUACUGUCGUAUAAAUAAAACGUGUUACACCAAAUAUUAUAUUUAGAAUUUCAUACAAAAUGGUUACUAGAAGUUUUGCGUUUUCUUUGGUGUUCUUCGUGGUGUUUGUGGAUGUGGUUUUUGGUAAAUAUGUGGAUAAAAGAAAAUGUCCUGAAGUACGAGCGGUGCCACAUUUUGAUUUGCCUCAGAUGCUCGGUGAUUGGUACGUAGUUGAAUACUACGCCAGUGCAGAAGAAGCACUCUCAUACAGUUGUAUGAGGGCAGUGUUUACGCAAGACGAUCAUAUAGCAGCUGCAGAUGGCACAGUAGAAUGGACACCAGGUGUGACAAUGAACUUCACAUAUCGAUUUGCCGAUGAUCCUCUCGGAGAAAAUCUCCUUGGAAAUAUUACAUGGAAGGUGGAUUUAAACGAACCUGCACAUUGGACUCACUCGGAAAUCACUUAUGAUGGUAUAUACAACACUUAUGUGCUGGACACAGAGUAUAAAACAUGGGCUUUGCUUCUACAUUGUGCUGAACAGAGAGAAGGAACAAGAUGGCUCAGUGCAUUCAUACUCUCGAGGACUACCAAGCUACCUAAAAAUGUUAUGGCCUACCUGAGGGACAAGCUGCCGAGGUACGACGUAGAUGUGAAAUAUGUUUUCCCCAUUUCACAUGGCGACUGCUCUUCCAAACCCGCCAAAGCUGACUUCAGUCCUAUAUUUGUAGAAGUUGGUAGCAAAGUCCCAAGGAAACCAGGAAUUUCUUAUAACGUUGGUUUAGGAUAUUAGGAC
Molecule: messenger RNA, 803 nt
Organism: Diatraea saccharalis (sugarcane borer)
Lineage: Eukaryota; Metazoa; Arthropoda; Insecta; Lepidoptera; Crambidae
Source: the annotation of a GenBank genome assembly